AUGUCUGCCCCGCUUAGAGCUAAACCUUCAAAGAAAAACAUAUGUUUCAGUGUUUGCACAGUGUUUGUUGUUUGGUAUGACCUUUCAAGAAGAGAUAAUUGUUCGGGAACUGUGUUCAAAAGUGAAGUCCAAUGGGACAAAUGCAUCGAAUUUCAGAUAGGAAAUGCGUGGAAUGUUGCUCGUAAACCAUCUGCGACAGCUGGUUGCACGAAAAACCAAAUUGUGGUGGAACAUCGUGCAUCUUACAGAAAUACAAAUUGGUUUGUUAAAUUUGAUGAUUCUCAUGGAUUGACUAGAACUAAUUUUGCUAUUUAUCUCGGAUUCGGCUAUCCUCUACAUCUCAUCGAUGACCUAUUGACCUCGAAAAAGCUACCGUCUAUCCUGAACGGAUUUCUAAUAUUCCGAAUCACAAAGAUGAAUCCUCUAUUGUAUUUUCACUUGAGCAGCUGGUAA
Messenger RNA from Necator americanus (New World hookworm), 453 nucleotides. RefSeq lists its product as uncharacterized. The record is from RefSeq and is a predicted model, not a curated record. The coding region runs from base 1 to 453 and encodes 150 amino acids. Lineage: Eukaryota; Metazoa; Nematoda; Chromadorea; Rhabditida; Ancylostomatidae. The transcript has 6 exons.